Messenger RNA from Ostertagia ostertagi, 354 nucleotides. Lineage: Eukaryota; Metazoa; Nematoda; Chromadorea; Rhabditida; Trichostrongylidae. The record is from the annotation of a GenBank genome assembly.
AUGGGUAACAAAAUGGAAGGCGAUAUUGCCAUUGAGAAUCUCAAGAAAUUCGUGGAGGACAACAACAGGCUUGGCCGCAACGCUAUUCGGCAAGCGUACAGGCAAGCGGGGAAAGCCGCCACUAAGACAUUCAAACGGCUCCAGAAUGUGCUACGGAUGUGGGCUAGCGUUAACGGCGAGAAAACGGGUAACCCCACAGCACUACCCUUCCAAAUGGCUCAAUGUUACCAACUCUGUCCCCGUGGCGUCGGGAUAAAUCCCCAGUCGAUGCUUAGGGAUUCAUCCCGUGGCAGAGAAGCACAGGGUUCAGGCCAUUUCAAGGGUCUCGCUGUAGGACCGCUGAACAGUGACGCC